AUGAGUAAUCAUCUUUCUUGCGCUCUCCUUAUAUUCUUUCUUGCCUUAUCGGCGGCGUCAUCGUCUUCCCAUGCCGCCAUCAACUGGGGUGGAGCGAUGUUUCCGAGCAUGGUCCGUUAUCGAAGUCUCGGUGCGACCCAAACGUGUGACGGCGUCUCCGGUGAGUGCAAAGAAUAUGUGGAUGAAUCCCUUUCGGCCGAAACUGCUCGAUCGUUAGCCGGAAAAAGAUACAUUAGCUACAGCGCCUUAAGGCAGAAUGCCGUUCCGUGCAACCAACGAGGCCAAUCCUACUACAACUGCGGCGCUGCCGGAGGGGUUAAUCCUUACACUAGAGGGUGCAGUGUCAUAACCCUCUGCGCUCGGGUCACCGAUUAA
Hibiscus syriacus is the source of this 375-nucleotide messenger RNA. Its product is annotated as rapid alkalinization factor-like. The transcript has a single exon. The record is from RefSeq and is a predicted model, not a curated record. NCBI's taxonomy places the organism in Eukaryota, Viridiplantae, Streptophyta, Magnoliopsida, Malvales, Malvaceae. The coding region runs from base 1 to 375 and encodes 124 amino acids.